Nannospalax galili (Upper Galilee mountains blind mole rat) is the source of this 4846-nucleotide messenger RNA. RefSeq names its product elongin A (gene Eloa). Gene Ontology annotation, biological process: transcription elongation by RNA polymerase II. NCBI's taxonomy places the organism in Eukaryota, Metazoa, Chordata, Mammalia, Rodentia, Spalacidae. Gene Ontology annotation, molecular function: protein binding. Gene Ontology annotation, cellular component: nucleus; elongin complex. The record is from RefSeq and is a predicted model, not a curated record. The transcript has 11 exons. The coding region runs from base 133 to 2460 and encodes 775 amino acids.
CGCCCCCCAGCGGAGGCCCGGAAGGGACCAGUCGCGCUUCCGUCUCCGUCGGGGCCGCACGGAGGGCGGAGCUGCGGCCCGAGGACGCUACGCGAGCCCAGUUCCGGCGAGGAGGCCGCGCCAGUGACAGCGAUGGCGGCGGAGUCGGCGCUCCAAGUUGUAGAGAAGCUGCAGGCGCGCCUGGCCGCGAACCCUGACCCCAAGAAGCUAUUAAAAUAUUUGAAGAAGCUCUCCAACUUGCCUAUCACAGUAGACAUUCUUGCGGAGACUGGGGUAGGGAAAACAGUAAACAGUUUUCGAAAACAUGAGCAAGUGGGAAACUUUGCCAGAGACCUGGUGGCCCAGUGGAAGAAGCUGGUUCCUGUGGAACGAAACAAUGAGACUGAUGACCAGGACUUUGAGAAGAGCAAUUCCCGUAAGCGCCCUCGAGAUUCUCUUCAGAGGGAGGAGGAGCUAGACGGGGACUACCAAGAAAGCUGGAAAGCUUCUGGCAGUCAGUCCUACAGCCCUGACCACAGACAGAAAAAACACAGAAAACUCUUGGAGCCUGAAAGGCCUCAUAAAGUGUCUCACAGUCAUGAGAGGAGAGAUGAGAGGAAGAAGUGUCACAGAGUGUCACCUUCAUACUCUUCAGACCCCGAGUCUUCUGACUACGGCCAUGUUCAGUCCCCACCAUCUUCCAGUCCUCAUCAGACAUACACAGACCACUACAGGUCACCAGAUGAAGACCACGAACCCAUUGUUUCACACCAGAAACCUGGAAGAGGCCACAGUAAUGCCUUUCAGGACAGACUGGGAGUCAGUCAGAAUCGACACCUGGGUGAACCCCAGGGAAAAGGGGCUGUGAGCCAAAACAAGGAGCACAAAUCUUCCCACAAGGAGAAACGCCCUGUGGAUGCCAGGGCUGAUGAGAAGGCCUCUGCCUCAGGCAGAGAGAAAUCACACAGGGCCUCUAAGGAGGAAAACCGAAGGCCACUCUCAGGGGACAGUGCCAAGGAGAAGCCGCCCUCUACUGCUGUCAAGAAAGAGAAGGAAAGAGAAGGCAGUAGUCUCAAGAAGAAGUUUUCACCCGUCUUGGAGGUUGCUUCAGACAACCACCUUAAAAAGCCCAAACAUAAGGACUCUGAGAAAAUCAAAUCAGACAAAAACAGGCAAAGUGUGGAUGGCUUAGACUUAGGAAAAAGGGCAGGAGACCUGUUGCCCAAAGCGAAAGAGAAAGUUUCUAACAACCUGAAGGCUCAGGAGGGGAAAGUAAGAACUAACUCUGACAGAAAGCCUCAGGGCUCGCUCCCUAAAGUAGAGGAGACGGAUGUGGAUGACGAGUUCGAGCAGCCCACCAUGUCGUUUGAGUCAUACCUCAGCUAUGACCAACCUCGGAAGAAAAAGAAGAAGGUUGUGAAAACUUCAGCCACAGCACUUGGAGAAAAGGGACUUAAAAAAAAGGAUUCUAAAAGCACUAGUAAAAACUUGAACUCAGUUCAAAAAUUACCCAAGGUGAAUGAAAACAAGUCAGAAAAGCCACCGCCAGCUGGAGCCAAUCCUACCAGGCCUCGAAAGGUCCCCGCUGAUGUGUUGCCAGUGUUGCCGGACAUCCCCUUACCCACGAUACAAACCAACUAUCGUCCACUUCCUUCCCUUGAAUUGAUUUCCUCCUUCCAGCCAAAGCGAAAAGCAUUCUCUUCACCCCAGGAAGAAGAAGAAGCUGGAUUCACAGGACGCAGAAUGAAUUCUAAGAUGCAAGUGUAUUCCGGUUCCAAGUGUGCCUAUCUUCCUAAAAUGAUGACCUUGCACCAGCAGUGCAUCCGUGUACUUAAAAACAAUAUUGAUUCAAUCUAUGAAGUGGGAGGUGUCCCCUACUCUCUUCUUGAACCUGUCUUAGAGAGGUGUACACCUGAUCAGCUGUACCGCAUAGAGGAGUGCAAUCACGUAUUAAUUGAAGAAACAGAUCAAUUAUGGAAAAUUCAUUGUCACCGAGACUUUAAGGAAGAAAGACCAGAAGAGUAUGAAUCAUGGCGGGAGAUGUACCUGCGGCUUCAGGAUGCCCGAGAGCAGCGGCUGCGUCUGUUGACAAACAAUAUCCGGUCUGCACAUGCCAAUAAACCAAAAGGACGACAAGCAAAAAUGGCCUUUGUCAACUCUGUGGCCAAGCCACCCCGUGAUGUCCGAAGGAGGCAGGAAAAGUUUGGAACUGGAGGAGCAGCUGUCCCUGAGAAAGUCAGGAUUAAGCCAGCCCCAUAUACCACAGGAAGUAGCCAUGUUCCCACCAGCAGUGGCAGCAGCAGCUUUCACUCCAGCCCUGAGGAGCUGGCCUACGAUGGCCCCAGCACCAGUAGUGCCCACUUAGCUCCAGUGGUCAGCAGUGCUGUUUCCUAUGAUCCCAGGAAACCAGCUGUGAAGAAAAUUGCCCCAAUGAUGGCCAAGACAAUUAAAGCAUUCAAGAACAGAUUCUCCCGACGAUAAACUAAGGAUUGCCUUGAAGGUGGAAUUUGGGGAGCAGGAAUACAGGGACAGUGGGGGCAGGGGGAAAGGAUUUCCAAAGGAGAUCUGCAUCUUUUGUUUUGUGGAACCAUUUGGUCUCUGAUACCUGCACAGUUGCAGGUAGGUGUCUCCCUGCACACCUCGGCCCACUCCCUGCCAAGGAGCACGUUUCAGAUUCUGAAGGUGACAUGAAGCCUCAGUCUCUCUGAGGUCUUUAAGGUCAAUUAUACUUUUGUUGCUAAUUAGCAUCUUUGUAAACUAUAGGACAUAGUUUUAAUUAAUAAAUAUUGCCCCCAGAUUGUAUUUAUACUACCCUCCCCCCAGGUUUUUUUCUUUUUCUUUUCUUUUUUUUAGUCCUCUAUUGCAUACUUAGCCUUUUACUUUUCAGGUCCUUUGUUAGAUGAAAGCUUAAAAAAAGCUAUUCCUCUCCAAGGUUAGUUCUUCUGAGUAAACUCUGAUCCAGAAGUGCAUCCCGGAGCCUGUGUGGUGCUCCAGAGUAGGGAGUGCCAGGAAUGAGUGCCAGACUGCCCAUCCUCGAGGGGAGCCCCACAUGGCAACUGUUCAGGGGGUCCCACUCUGAGAUCCCAGAGUUGCUGGGCAGAGGCAUCUCUUUCUUCUCCUUAAAAGUAUUUAUUAGGGGGCUAUUUGUGAAGUCUAGAGCCCUUCCUCUCUGCAAGCCAACACUCCUCUCCCGUUUGAAAGGCUAACUAGAGGACAGAACCUUGAGAGAUCAGUUUGCAUAGGACCUCAGCAAUUUUAUAAUUUCUCCUUUCUGGUUCAAUAUAUUAGAUGCCACCCCUCCCCCCACCUUAUCUUUCCUUCUCACCACCAUGGGGGAAACAAUGGCAGGGCUUUUUAGAGCUCUGCAUGUGACAGCUCUGAAUGUGCCAGCACUUUGAUCUCCUGUUCCCUAUAAAAUACUACUAGGAGUGAGUGAUUUUUAAAGUUGUAGUGUUCUGUUAGAAAUUGCUUUUGUUUUUGCCUUUUGUUUGAAAGGAAAGAUUAUGUGACUGGAAGAGCACAGCAGGCUGCUGUGUCUGGCAGAGAACUUGCAGCAAAAGCCCUCUACCUUCUGAAUGUGUAGGACAGAGUUAGGAGGAAAGGGCCACCUUGGGAAGGGGCUGAGUUCUGCGUCAUGAUGGGGGAACCUUGCUCCAGCCAGCCAUCCAGUUCUUGAAGGUAGACUCUUGCUUUCCAGUUGACAUGUGGGCAAGAUCAGAACUAGAGAGUAGUGCCAGCUCCUCCGGGCUGUCAAAGAACAUGGAGCUGGUAGGACCCACCUGCUUAUGAGCCAGGUGGAAAGAUGUACGAACUCGAGAUGUGCAUCCUUAAGAAACCAAUAGAGCAGACAGAGGGGAUGACAGACAGACAGCCUGCUAAGCUGAGCCAUUGGUCCUGCCCACACUGUUUUAACCAUCCUGGAGACUUCAGUUAGGCUAAUGUUGAAGACUCGGGCAGUACAGGGAGCUCACAACAGCUGAAGCUCGGCAGACCUUACCAUGCCUUGCUGGGUGGGAUGCCUGUUGCCACAGGACAGACAUGGUGUUGCUGAGUUUUAAUUUGCUGUAUUUUUUAAAUUGGGUAAAGCACUGUUUCUCUUGAUUGCUUGUUUCACCUUACCACCUCUAUCUCUUAGCCUGACCCCCAAAUCUAACAUCAGAAAGCCUCUUACCUGAAAUCAAGUGGACAGUCGCAUCAGGAGCCAGGUACCUGUUGCCUCUAGGUGUCCACCACCUGGGACUUAUGCCUUAGCUAUGUUUCUAAGACUUUGCCAUUUAAGCAGUUUUUCAUAUUGCAGAUUCAGUUGUGUACGACUUAGGUCUCCUUAUUAGGUCCUUAGGUGGGAGGGGAAGAAAGGACACAUUUGUUCAUCCCAGUGUUAGUAUCCUGUUUGGGCACAUAAAAAUUUGUGAUGAACCUGUUUGUAUAGAGCCAGAUCUUCCUCUGUCCCCCUCCACAAGUGUCUGCAUCAGGGAUGUGAUUAGUGAGAAGGGUAAGGGAGCCGAGAAAGCUGAAUGUCUCCACAAACUCCUCACCAGCUGUGAAAUGGCUGCAAAGCGGACACACAAUGAUGUUCAACUUUUGGUUGCAUUUGUGAAAACCUGUGCAAUUUUUUCUGUGCUACACUACAUACAAAUCACCAAAUCAGAUUAGCCCUUUGUAAUCCUUGGUCUAACGAGGGGUUCUCUGGGGCUUUCUUCUCUUUUGGAGGCAGGGGCAGGAACAAGCAUUGUCCUGCUCUUCAUUUGUAUUUUGGUCCCAAAAUGUAAAUACAGUUUUCUAUGUUACUUUUUUGUGGUAACUACAAGAUGAAUAUUUUAAUUAGAUAAGUUAUACAAAAUGGAAAAUCCCAUGUCCAAAUAAAAAG